Molecule: messenger RNA, 2691 nt
Organism: Cyanidioschyzon merolae strain 10D
Lineage: Eukaryota; Rhodophyta; Bangiophyceae; Cyanidiales; Cyanidiaceae
Product: gamma-glutamylcysteine synthetase
Exons: 1
Coding region: 1-2691 (896 amino acids)
Biological process (GO): glutathione biosynthetic process
Molecular function (GO): glutamate-cysteine ligase activity
Source: RefSeq, a predicted model, not a curated record
AUGGGCCUCCUCACGACUGGCCGCCCGCUCGGCUGGUGGGACGCCCAACCCCACCUGGACUACGUUCGCGAGCACGGCAUCGAGCAGUUUGUGAACGUGUUCUGCGCAACGCGUGAUCGCCAAGGUGACGUGCUCAAAUGGGGCGACGAGAUCGAGUACACACUCCUAGUUUUGAAUGAGUCCGAGCGUUGCACAUACUUAUCGCUUCGGGCACCGCAGGUGAUCCAAGAGUUGCAGUCCGAGGAGCGACUCGUGAGUCGCAAUUCGCUUGCCGACGUGCAGGAGCAUGUGACCGGAGAGUCGGAGCUGUCUGAAUUCGACUCUGCUCCAGUUCCAGAGACACUGUGGCGCCCAGAGUAUGCCAACUGGAUGGUUGAAGGUACACCUGGUGUACCCUACUCGUGUUAUAUGCGAGACCUUGUUUUGGUGGAGCAGAAUAUGGCACUGCGGCGAGCCCAGAUACGCCGAGUCCUGCGGCCGAACGAGCGCUUGCUCUCGCUCACUGCUUAUCCGCUGCUGGGCUGCGGGCGUUUUUGUGAGCCUGCUGGAGACGGGGUUUGCGGUCCACUUGCGCGCUCACUUUACCUUCCAGAUGCGGUCAUUAACCCGCACCCGCGAUUCGGUACGCUCACCCGGAACAUUCGGCUACGACGAGGCGAGCCGGUCGCCAUUCAUGUGCCUCUGUAUCGAGACAAGAGCACGCCGUCUGAGAUUCCUCUCUGGGAGGGUGGUUCGCGACACGGCGGCGUUGUUGACAUCGAUCUGCAUCAGAUUGUUGACGAAAAACUCGCAACGACAUCUCUGUCGCAGGACAACACCGACCAGAACGUUGGGUCUGUUCGGAGUGACGAAGCCGUGCGGCGACAGCGGCUGGCUUGGUCACUGUCGCAGGCCAGCAGCGAUACUGAAUUAGUACUUGUACCGAUUGAAGCACCGAGUGUCGAUGGUCCCGAGCGUCCCGAAGCGCUUGACGCGCAACACGACGGCCUCGGCUACUUGUGCGAGAAGGCUGGGCUUGCAUCGUGGAAUGAGCGAAAUCGCGACGGGAGGCACACCAGUCCAGAUAUCUACAUGGAUGCUAUGGGCUUUGGGAUGGGCCUCUGUUGUCUGCAAAUUACCCUGCAGGCAGCGAAUAUGGACGAGGGUCGGUACCUCUACGACCAGCUCGCGGUGUUGGCCCCGGUCAUGUUGGCACUGACCGCAGCGACACCAGCGCUGCGCGGUUUUCUCACCGAUACCGAUGUGCGAUGGAGUAUCAUCAGCGCUUCGGUAGACGAUCGGACCGCUUUGGAGCGCGCAUUAGGAUGCCCGCCCAAGUCGCGAUAUUCCUCGAUUGACUGUUUCAUCAGUAAUAGACCGGAAAUGAAAGCCGCCCUCUACAACGAUAUCCCCGUACUGGUGGAUGCACGUGCCUAUCGACGACUUCGCGAAGCCGGUGUCGACGAGCACCUCGCACGCCACGUUGCGCAUCUCUUCAUUCGAGAUCCGCUGGUCAUAUUUGAUGACUUUGCCACCGUCGACGACCGUGUAUCGUUGACUCAUUUCGAGAAUAUCCAAUCCACGAACUGGAAUACGGUGCGGUUCAAGCCGCCGAGCCAGACUGGCCCGAAUACGUCCGCGGGCUGGCGAACCGAGUUCCGCUCGAUGGAGCUCCAGAUCACGGACUUUGAAAAUGCCGCGUUCACGGUGUUCAUGGUGCUGCUGUCCCGCUGCAUUCUGGCGUUUGGCAUGAACCUGUACAUUCCGAUAUCGAAGCAUGAUGAGAAUCUUGUGACUGCACACCAGCGCGACGCUGUGCGCCAAGGCAAGUUCUGGUUCCGCAAACAUAUUUUCUCUCGCGAAGCAGAGCUCUCCUGCUCUGUCCGGUGUCACUAUCGAUGCGCUUGCGGUUCGGAGCACUGUGUCUCGUUCCAGAGCCUGAACGCGGGGUCACCAGCCGGUUCGCAAUCGUCGCCAUCGCAGUCUUGUCCAUUCCGCUUCUGCACCGAUCCGGAUCCCGAGGCCAUGGAGCUCAUGACCAUCGACGAGAUCAUGAAUGGAAAACCCUGCUGCGAGAAACACGCUUUUCGCAAAGCCUACCCCGGCCUCCUGACGCUCGUUCGGGUCUACCUCGACGCAAUCCCGGGUCUCGAUCGGGCCACGAGAAUGCGUCUUGGAGCCUAUUUGGACUUUGUAGCUGCACGUUCCAGUGGAAGGCUGCUGACCUGUGCGGCAUGGAUGCGAGAAUUCAUUCUCAAGCACCCCAGCUAUCGACAUGAUUCAAAAGUGACUCCCGAGGCAUGUUACGAUCUGAUCCAACGUUGCAUAGAACUUUCAGAGGGUCGUUGUGGUGAACCGGCGCUCUUGGGCGAUUUCUGGCCCGAGCAUCAUAUUGACGGGGAGUUAACGAGCCAUGAUUUUUCAAAAUUACGAAACCAGAUACAUGAAGAGGAUUCUCCGCAGUUGCGCGGAGAGUCAUUCCGCGAAGAGCUCCUCCCAGCAGCUGCAUCGCGAAUCCUCGAGACGGUAUCGAUAUCCGCGCGGACGCACGCGGGCGUUGCUGAGCAUCAUCACGAUCAGCAUGCUCGUCAUCGCGGCUGUGAUUACCACCAAGCACAUGGUGUCGACGAACGUCAACGUCGUCACCAUCGAGGUGCUGGUGCUUUGGGGCGCUUUCAAGAGGCAAGGCACCAGGCAGACCAACACUUGUGA